CCAUUACACGUCCAUAACGCCCCUCAUCACCAUCUACCCGGAAACAGCUACUUCGCGCUGCAGGUGAGGAGACACGUACCAAUAAAUGCUAUACUUUUACAAGGUGAAGGCGAGUCAAGCAUGCAGUGGCGCCUUUUGAGUUGAGAUGAUUUCAGACAGCCGCCUCAUAUGCAUCAAGAUGGUGAAACGUACUUACUAGUCCCAUCGCAUUGAUAUAUAAAUCCGAUAAUGUCCUUCUGUUAUAUCUUCCUUUGUCCUUCUCUUAAACGAACUCAACACCACCUCCCCUCAAUGCCCAUCAAACACAUCAUCAUCAUAGGCGGCGGCAUCGCAGGAGUCGCAUCCGCCCUCGCCCUCAUCCGACUUAACAAAAUAUCCUGCUCCGUUUUCGAAAUCCGCUCAGAGCCUACGACAAUCGGCGGUGCCAUCAACCUCACGCCUAACGCGCUUCGCUAUCUGGACUAUCUAAGAGUACUCCCUCGCUUGUUGCGUAAAGGAUGCGAAGUCUAUCACAUUGAUGUGAUUUCUCAGCGGACAGGAGCGAAUCUCGGGCGAAUUGAUUUCGACAAAGUCGAGAAGUUCAAGCAUCGCGCGCUGCGGAUCCUUCGAGCUGAUCUGCUGGAGGCACUGUUGGAAGAGCUUGAAGAGUCGGGGGUGAAGGUGCAAUACAGCAAGCGGAUUGAAUCGGUGCUUGAGCGAGAUGACGGCGUCGAAGCUACAUUUGAUGAUGGGACGACAGUGGUCGGAGAUAUGCUUCUAGGUUGCGAUGGGAUUCAUUCUUCCGUCCGCAUGAACUUCGUCCAGCCGGAACGGAAGCCUGUGUACACCGGCAUUGCCGUCACCUACGGCUUCUUGAGUGCAGGUGGCCUAUCGGAACUCUUGCCGUUCGACUCCACAGCCGCGAUCUUUGGCCGGUUCGGUACCUUCCUGAUGUCGUUCUACACUGUAGAUAAAUCGCAGCUCUACAUUUCUGUUGUGACGGAGACCAAAGAUGUGGGGAGUAGAGAGGGAUGUCUGGUCAAAGGCAGCGAUCAGGAUGCCCUUAAAGACGACAUCUUGCGGAGGUUCGCUGGGUCUGCGAUGCCGUGUCUUGAGACUGGGAUGCAGAAAGUUGACUCUUGGGUGCUAUAUCCGGUUUUCAAGCUUCCGCCACAUGGAGUUUGGCACUCUGGUCGGUUGUUGCUGCUCGGGGAUGCUGCACACGCUAUGCCACCGCAAGGUGAGAGUGUUGGCCUGGUCCUAGAAGACGUCGUUUUCUUUUCGCGGUUGGUUUCUCAUCAUAAGGGAAAAGCCGUUUCUCGUAUAUUUCAAGGUUACGAUUCCCUGCGAAGGGCUCGGAUUGACGCUGUAUACAAAGAAGCUACCUUUCGUUGGGAGACAGCAAGAGAUCGAGGGUGGCUAAUGACCGUUAUUAUGGAGUGGAUGAUGUGGAUUUUUAUUAGGCUGAUGGCUGGAACGAAAGAGCGGGACUUCCAGUUUGAUGUUCGAGAUAUUGAGCUGCCUAACUAGAAUCACCGCCUAAUCAUCGAGUACUUUCUGGAAAUAGUUGCACUAGUAUACUAAGGGAAUUACUUUUGGGGCCCUAA
Messenger RNA from Mytilinidion resinicola, 1586 nucleotides. Its product is annotated as FAD/NAD(P)-binding domain-containing protein. The coding region runs from base 292 to 1509 and encodes 405 amino acids. NCBI's taxonomy places the organism in Eukaryota, Fungi, Ascomycota, Dothideomycetes, Mytilinidiales, Mytilinidiaceae. The transcript is spliced from 2 exons. Gene Ontology annotation, molecular function: FAD binding; monooxygenase activity. The record is from RefSeq and is a predicted model, not a curated record.